Messenger RNA from Didymodactylos carnosus, 1032 nucleotides. The record is from the annotation of a GenBank genome assembly. Lineage: Eukaryota; Metazoa; Rotifera; Eurotatoria; Philodinida; Philodinidae.
CUUUUGAUAAUUCAAUGCACGAAAGUCCUUCAAAGUCUUACUAUUUAGCAUCACUAAAUCCCAUUUUUCACGGGCUUUCAUUUGGUAUAAAAUUCAUCAUAUCUCCGAUUUAGAAUUAUAGCGUUACUCCCCUUGAAUAAUAUUAUUUGCUACCCUGUACAUCGGAGUCUUGAGGUGUCAACAAUGUCGGUACUUCGACGAGCUGUUUGCUCUAUACAACAUAAUCGAUUACGGCGAUUCCAAAUAUGUCAUAAUUCCGAGGAACGCUUCUCUACAAAAAGAAGUCAUCCGAUUUUGAUAUGAAAUUGUCUCUUAUUGUCUCUAGUUCAAGUGAAAAAUUCUUCGAUGAUACAGAACUGAUUAUUACAUAAGAGAAUGCUAAAAUAUCUUUUCAUCUGUUUCUUUAUAUAUAAAUAUCUUAGAUCUAUCUAUUUAGCGUGGUGUUACGUUGGCAAACGUCGUUUAGAAAAAGCUUUAUCUCAAUUAGAUUCAUCAAAGGUUAAUGUGGAAAUAUCUUGGUAUCCAUUUGAAUUAGAUUCAGGAUCACCCAGAGAAGGUUCAAUAUUAAAACUUGAUCGUUAUAAACAAAAAUUUGGUGAAGAAAGAACAAAACAAAUGAUAACUCAAAUGCAACAAACUGGAAAAGAAGAAGGUAUUCAAUUUUCAUAUGGUGGUAAAGUUGGUUCUACAUUCAAUUCACAUCGUCUUGUUCACUAUGCUAAACUACAUGGAAACAAACAAAAUGAAUUAAUUGCCAUUAUAUUUAAGUAUUAUUUUGAACAAGAAAAAGAUAUAAACGAUCUAAAUGUUUUAUGUGAUUGUGCACAAGAAGUAGGCUAUGAUCGACAAGAAAUUAUGGAUUUUCUUAAAUCUAACAAAUAUGAACAAGAAAUUCAAAAUGAAGUUGAACGUAAUUAUCAGCAAGGUAUUACGGGUGUUCCACAUUUUACAAUUAAUGGAAGAUACAGUGUGAGUGGUGCACAAACACCUGAACAUUUUAUGAAAUUAUUUUCACAAGCAGGUAUCAUUUAA